Molecule: messenger RNA, 1662 nt
Organism: Brassica napus (rape)
Lineage: Eukaryota; Viridiplantae; Streptophyta; Magnoliopsida; Brassicales; Brassicaceae
Product: protein ALP1-like
Exons: 1
Coding region: 50-1336 (428 amino acids)
Source: RefSeq, a predicted model, not a curated record
ACAUUUUCAAACUUCCAACUUGAUCCCAUCCCACUGGUUUCGAAAAGCAAUGGUCGCCGGCGCCGGAAACUCAUCCGCCACCAUGAAAUCCCCUGCAACUGGAACUCCCGCGUUCGUGAAUUCCAAAAAACGAAAAUCCCACAGAAACCCAACUAAUAAAUCCGAAAAAUUCCUUCCGAGCGACCCACUGCUUCGCCGUCUCUCUUCCGCCGCCGCCGCGACCCGUUCCUUUCUCCAAACCAACGAUCUCUUCCUCCCUCCACACCAGUCUCUCCGCAUCGAAUCUCUCCUCUCAUCUCUCCCCAUCGCUCCUUCCCACUCCACCUCCACCACGUGGUUCCACCGCUUCGUAAACUCCGCCUCAGAAAACGACGAUCCUCGCUGGCAUCACUGUUUCCGAAUGUCGAAGCCGACUUUCUCCAAACUCCUCUCAAUCCUCUCCUCCUCCGAUCUUCCUCCCCUUCCUUCGUCCUCGCUCGCGGCUACACUCUUCCGCCUCGCUCACAACGCUUCCUACAGCUCCCUCGCUCAACGCUUCGGGUUCGAUUCCGUCUCCGACGCUUCCCGCGCCUUCUUCACCGUCUGCAAGCUCGUGCACGAGAAACUAGGGCGACUCGACGAUCCCAAACCUGAUUAUUCGCCUCGAUUGCUCCCCAAUUGCUGCGGCGCGUUGGGAUUCGCGAGGUUCGAUGUAGACGGGGAGCUUCUCGAUUCGCUGAUCGUUCAAGCGUUGGUCGAUUCCGCCGGCAGAUUCGCGGAUAUCUCAGCUGGAUGGCCGAGCACGAUGAAACCGGAAGCGAUUCUCCGGCAAACCAAGCUUUUCUCCGUGGCGGAGGAGGAUUCUAGAAGCUUCUUGAAUGGAGCGCCGUGCGAACUUGGAAACGGUGUAUCGGUGCCUCGUUACGUUCUCGGAGAUUCUCGUCUUCCUUUGUUGCCGUGGCUUGUGACUCCUUACGGUUCAAACGAGGGGGAAGAAGAUGGUUUUGAAUUCAACAACGUGGCUCGCGCUGCGUUGCGUGCUGUUGAGAUUGCGUUUGCGAAGGUUCGAGCUCGUUGGCGGAUUCUUGAUAGGAAGUGGAAACUGGAGAUGGUCGAGUUUUUGCCGUUUGUGGUGACUACUGGCUGCUUGUUGCAUAACUUUCUUGUGGAUUGUGGAGACGGUGAUUUGCAGGAAGAGUGUGUGGUGGUGGCUCGUGAUGAUAGUGAGAUGAUGAAAGAUGGAGAGUGUGAGGAGGACACGAGGAGGUAUGAAGGAGAAGAAUAUAUUGAGUCGAGCAGGAUCAGAGAUGCUAUUGCAGAGAACCUGAGCCGUGUGGCUUCGUCUGAGAAUUUGUAAAUUGUGGAAGUCCCUUUCAGUAUGCAGUUUCUGGCUUACGGUUGGUAGAUAACGUAUGUUGAUGGUUUAUGAAAUGGAUUACAGUUACAAGCUUUCCUUUCUAGUCUGAUCUUGUAAAUUGUGUAGAAGAUGAACUAGAGAAUGUCUUUUUUGUCACAGUUUAUGGGAGCUAGGGGUGAUGGUUUUAUUUAACGGAUUACGGUUAUAGGUUCUCAGAAACUUUUCUCUUAAAUAGUAUUUUGGCUAAGAGUUGAACCUGUAUGAACAAAGGUUCGUGUGUUGGGUACUGAUUUACUGUUUUUAUUGCUUGGUUAAUGUGUUCAUGA